AUGUCGAAGUGCGCUGCUUGCGGGAAAUUUGUAAGUCCGGCUGACAUUAUUAAAUGUAGCAGUUGUGCUAAUAUUUAUGACAGAAUAUGUUUAAAGUUAUCCAAAAGCUAUAAAGUAUCUCCAAAAUGGCUUUGUCCGGGCUGUACUUCUAAACAACCACGAAAAGAUAAUACGGAGACUCCGAUUAAGGUGCAAACAGAAAUAAGCCAGAGUAGUUCCUCGAACUCAUCACCUUCUAGUUGCAGUGGCUGUGAUGCUACAAGUAAGAUGAUAGAGGAGUUACGUACGGAAAUUGUCGCUAUGCGCAACGAAUUUGUAAACUUUGGAACAAAGUUCGACAGGCUUUACCUUGCCGUCAGCGACUUAAGUAAGCGAGUUGAUGGAAUAGAGAGUCGAGUGGCUAAUCUCGAAAAAGACGAAUGCAUGGAAAAAUAUAAGGAUGAGAACAAAAAGCUUAGCGACACAUUGGAGCGUCUUAAGUUCGAGUUGAAUGAUCGUGAUCAGGAACAGCUCCUUACUGAUGUAGAAAUAAGUUGUAUACCUGAGCAUAAGGGUGAGAACGUGACUCAACUUGUUAUGCUUAUUGGUGAAAAAUUAAACGUGAAAAUUGAAGAACAGGACAUUGUAAGCAUCCAGCGAAUGGGUCCACUGCGAGGUUAUAUAGAAGGAGAAGGCGCUGUUCAGCCACGACCACUUGCUGUGCGCUUGGCGCGCCGAACGCUGCGCGACCGUCUGUUACAAAGCGCGCGUGUCCGUCGCAGUGCCGAUACUACAGGUUUUGGCCUGCCGGGUUUGCCGAAAAAGUUCUAUAUAAAUGAGCGUCUUACCCGUAUAAAUCGCCAGUUAUUCUUCAAGGCCCGUCAAAUGGGCUCUAAGAGCGGUUGGAAAUAUGUGUGGACACGAGACGGUCGCAUUUACGCGCGACGAGAUCAGAACACGGAGGCACGCAGAAUAAGAUGUGAAAUCGAUCUUGUCAAGUUUUUUGGCGAACCGGUGGUUGGCUAG
Parnassius mnemosyne (clouded apollo) is the source of this 1005-nucleotide messenger RNA. NCBI's taxonomy places the organism in Eukaryota, Metazoa, Arthropoda, Insecta, Lepidoptera, Papilionidae. The record is from the annotation of a GenBank genome assembly.